UUCUCUUCUGGCAAUAUGCGGAGAUGUUGGCUGGGAUCCCUUUUGCCUCAGGCCAAAAUUUGUUGCAGAAGCGGCGGGAAAAGGCAAUGCUAUGAAGAGAAUAGUUUCAUCGGAAGUUCGGAACCGUUGAUCCGUCAAGAGACUCUGACCAGGAGAGAAUGGAAAAACGACGUUGUAAUUGAGGGUGUGCGGUUGCGGUGACUUCCCUCCACGCACCGAAUCCAGACGCGCCGUAGACUCAAAUUUUAUACGAGAAUCUCAGUUUUAUUUAAGCUCAGUGGAGUCUGUCGUGUGUUGAUUUUCUUAUGGUCAGAAACAGGAAACAGCAAUAACAUUGCAGAGACAUACAAGCGAAACCAGUAGCGUGGUGCAGAAAUGGCUGGUGAAGCUACCGUUAUUCCUCUGCUCACACCUUAUAAGAUGGGCAAUUUCAAUCUGUCACAUAGGUACUCACACUUCUCACCAGUUUCUUCUGCUAUUUCUCUGAUUUAAAUCUAUGCAGAUGAGGUGUUCGUGAAAUGUCCCAGCUGAGCGUUGAUAUAGGAGUUGUUUUGGCACCACUGACUAGACAGAGAUCUUACAACUAUGUUCCUCAGCCUCAUGCUAUCUUAUAUUACUCUCAACGAGCUACUAAUGGGGGUCUUCUGAUAGCUGAAGCUGCUGGUGUUUCUGACACUGCUCAAGGGUUUGAGCGUACACCAGGCAUAUGGACCCCGGAGCAGGUGAAAGCAUGGAGACCCAUUGUGGAUGCUGUUCAUGCCAAAGGUGGUGUAUUCUUUUGUCAGAUUUGGCAUGUUGGAAGGGUUUCAAAUACAGGUUUCCAGCCAAAUGGACAAGCCCCAAUAUCUAGUACAGACAAGGGAAUGACUGACCUUUCACGAUUUACACCACCAAGAAGGCUGAGAACAGAUGAAAUCCCUCAGAUAGUCAAUGAUUUCAGACUUGCAGCCAGAAAUGCUGUGGAAGCAGGGUUUGAUGGUGUUGAGAUCCAUGGUGCUUACGGUUACCUUCUCGAUCAAUUUAUGAAAGAUCAAGUCAACGAUCGAACAGAUGAAUAUGGCGGAUCACUGGAGAACCGAUGUCGGUUUUCACUAGAAGUUGUUAAAGCUGUUGCUGAUGAGAUAGGACCAGAGCGAGUGGGAAUUAGACUCUCACCUUUUGCAGAUUCAGAGGAAUGUGUGGACUCUAAUCCACAAGAACUUGCCUUAUACAUGGCAAAUUCUCUGAAUAAAUAUGGCAUUCUAUACUUGCACAUGGUAGAGCCCAAGAAGAUUGACAAAGAAAAAGGUGAGCGCCCUGAUAAUCUUGUGCCCGUAAGUGAGGCCUUCAGUGGCACUUUCAUUACUGCUGGAGGGUAUAAACGUGAAGAUGGGAAUAAAGCAAUUGCAGAGAACAGAGCAGAUCUUGUGGCAUAUGGUCGAUUGUUCUUGGCAAAUCCAGAUUUGCUAAAGAGAUUUGAGAUUAAUGCUCCUCUCAAUAAGUACCACAAAGAGACAUUUUAUACUUCUGAUCCAGUUAUCGGUUAUACUGACUAUCCAUUUCUUGAAGACAAUUCUUAAUCUAGUCUCUACUUGAAGUUUUUGGAUUCAGUAAAAGGUGACAAGAGUCCGUCUCAAAAAUCCAUUUGUAACAGUAAUUUUACAAUAUCAAUGUGGCUACAAAAAGUAUUGGAAAAGGAUAGAUGCUUGUUUGUGUCUUGUCAUUUUUGUUGUUUGAUGAUGAUGUACUAUUUGGUUGCGAUGCUUUAAUCGCAUUUAAUGUACAUGGCUGGUUGCAAAGAACACGAA
Molecule: messenger RNA, 1787 nt
Organism: Prosopis cineraria
Lineage: Eukaryota; Viridiplantae; Streptophyta; Magnoliopsida; Fabales; Fabaceae
Product: putative 12-oxophytodienoate reductase 11
Exons: 5
Coding region: 519-1559 (346 amino acids)
Molecular function (GO): oxidoreductase activity; FMN binding
Source: RefSeq, a predicted model, not a curated record